Castor canadensis (American beaver) is the source of this 888-nucleotide messenger RNA. RefSeq names its product glycine-N-acyltransferase (gene Glyat). The record is from RefSeq and is a predicted model, not a curated record. Gene Ontology annotation, biological process: glycine metabolic process. Gene Ontology annotation, molecular function: glycine N-benzoyltransferase activity; glycine N-acyltransferase activity. Gene Ontology annotation, cellular component: mitochondrion. Lineage: Eukaryota; Metazoa; Chordata; Mammalia; Rodentia; Castoridae.
AUGUUCCCAUUGCAAGGUGCACAGAUGUUGCAGAUGCUGGAGAAAUCCUUGAUCAAGAGCCUUCCUGAAUCCUUAAAGGUUUAUGGUACUGUCUAUCACAUUAACCAUGGAAAUCCAUUCAAGCUAAAGGCCCUAGUAGACAAGUGGCCUGAUUUUAAUACAGUUGUUAUCCGCCCUCAGGAGCAGGAUAUGACAGAUGACCUUGAUAACUACACCAAUACUUACCUCAUCUACUCCAAGGACCCUCAAAACUGUCAGAAAUUGCUUGACUCUCCAGAAGUCAUCAACUGGAAACAGCACUUGCAGAUUCAAAGUUCACAGUCCAGUCUGAAUGAAGCAAUACAAAAUCUCACAACCAUUAAAUCUUGCAAAGUUGAACGCUCAGAAAAUCUUCUCUUUAUGACAUCUGACUCAGUCAAGAAACUGGUUCCUAACCUGCUGGAUACAGCAAAUUUAUCACCAACUGGUGGCAAGCCCAAGGCCAUCAAUGAAGACAUGUUUAAAUUUUCAUCUGUGGAUGUUACCCAUGCUGCCUUGGUAGACAAAUUAUGGCUUUUUGGUGGCAAUGAAAGGAGCCAGAAAUUCAUUAAGCGCUGUAUAGAGACUUUUCCAAGUUCCUGUGUCCUUGGACCUGAGGGGAACCUUGCAUCCUGGACGCUAAUGGAUCACACUGGAGAGAUGCGAAUGGGAGGCACCAUGCCUGAGUACCGGGCCCAGGGCCUUGUAACCUAUGCUAUUUACUUACAGGGCCAGCUUAUGGACAAACUUGGUUUUCCUUCAUAUUCUCAUGUAAACAAGAACAACAUAGCAAUGCAAAAAAUGAGUUAUACUCUGAACCAUAUCCUCAUGCCCUGUAGUUGGAACCAGUGGAAGUGUGUGCCUCUGUAA